This is a messenger RNA of Artibeus jamaicensis (Jamaican fruit-eating bat), 3907 nucleotides long. It is a transcript of the gene CD300A, whose product is annotated as CD300a molecule. The record is from RefSeq and is a predicted model, not a curated record. Gene Ontology annotation, cellular component: plasma membrane. The coding region runs from base 2304 to 3248 and encodes 314 amino acids. The transcript is spliced from 8 exons. Gene Ontology annotation, molecular function: transmembrane signaling receptor activity. Lineage: Eukaryota; Metazoa; Chordata; Mammalia; Chiroptera; Phyllostomidae.
AGGAUAUAAUCUAGCAGUGGAAUUGCUGGGUCAAAAGGCAGGUCGAUUUUUAUUUUUCUGAGAAAAUUCCAUACUGUUUUCCAUAAUGGUUGUACCAGUCUGCCAUCCCACCAACAGUGAACUAAGGUCCCCUUUUCCCCACAACCUCUCCAACAUUUGUUGUUUGUUGCUUUGUUUAUGAUGGCCAUCCUGACCGGUGUAAAGUGGUAUCUCAUUGUGGUUUGAAUUUGCAUCUCUCUGAGAGGGGGUCUUCUGACUCAUACUCACAAUCAGCAUCACAGUUGCCUUCCGAAGGUUUAAGUAUAAUUUACGCACCAGGAAACAACUCAUCUCAAACAUACAAUUUAAUAACUUUUAGUAAAUUCACAGCACCGCACAACCAUGACCCAAGCCCGGUUUCAGAGCACUCCCUCAAACGUGGAGUUAAGGUUCUCACGGGUGAAUGUCUCCCUGCAGUCCCAGAGUGCGUGGGAAGGAGAGAAGGUAACCCUCCUACAACUGUGUCCCUGGAUCCCACGGCCGGCCCACACCACAGUUUGUCUUGUCACAGAUCUUGUGAUUGUGAGAGCCCGGUUUUAUUAUUUUCCUGCCCCCCCCUCCCCCCGUGUGUUGCCUGUCAAAAACCUGGGCUCGUCGAGUCCUCUUUUGGAACCUCUCCAUUGCGUAAUGUACCAGGAGACUCCGAGAAUGGAAGUGGGCUGGACCAGGGACCGCGGGACCUCUCAGCACGCCGCACCACCCACCUGGGCAGAGAGGAGCCGGAAACCCGAGGGAAGUGGAGAGGACCAGGCUCAGGAAGCCGAGCGCCCUCUCUGGGCCCUUCACUCGCUGGCAGCGUGGCUAAUACUCAACAGCUGCCUGGAAGGGGCACAGAGGCUCAGUCCACCCAGAGUUAACGCUCACACCCUACAAAGCCCUGUUAACCCUGGGCUUGCCUGAAGUAGCCCUUGGAAAGGCACACAUUCCACCAGCUUCUGGAAGUGUCUGUGCAAAGACCACCGAGGUGCUGGGACAGAUGAGCAGUGAGGUCAAGGUGGUUGCAUGGGAGGGGUUGGGGGGCGCUUCCGACCUUGCUGAGGCCUUGGGAGUUGGAGUCAUCCCCAGAAUGCCGGUAACUCACAUAGUCAAGGUCAAGGGCGAAUGGGACUCCCGAAGCCAAAUAUAAGAGGUUUUUGAACCGGCUGCCUGCGGGUUCACCCUACCCUUGGUUAGCAAAGCAGCAAGAGCUGACAGGGUGUGUUUUGUGUUCCUCUGGCCUCGCCCUGGGCUGUCCCCUGGGCAAGGAAGGAGGAGAAUGCAGAGGAGAAGCAGGGGAAGCCCGUCAGUUUGGGUUCUCAUGUCCCCAGUUGCCCAAUCCCCUCUCCCUCCACAUGCUGACCAUGGGACACCCUCUACCGCCUCUCAGGGCCUCCCACCCUCCCUGUGCAGCCACCCCAGGGGAGUCACGGAUCCAGGGGAGUCACGGUACACAGGUGGUACACGUCACUGGACUCCACCCAGCAGAGUCACGGUACACAGUUCAGGGGUUAACAGGAUGCAUGUACUAAUCACGAGUUUCGGGUAGGUUGUCUCAUCUCUCUGAGUCGUGAGGAGUCGAGGUGGACGUGUGUCCGUGGUGGCAGUUCAAGGUCAAGGUCUUUACGAGCGUUAAUUAGUCUAUGACUGCAUUGCUACAAACAUCCUCCUCAUUCCUACCAAAGUGUCCGUGGAACCUUCCAGAAGGAGAACCAGCAAGUUUCUUUAGUUCCCUUGAGCACCCCCGGGAAAGGUACCCUUGUCCCCGACAUGUGUCCUGCCCUGAGCUGGGUCCAGUGGGGGGUUGCACAGGGAGAAAGGUCACAGCCCGAAGGGCUUCGGGUGAAGUUGAGGGCCUGGUUCCAAGACUAGAGAGCGUCUAGGGACUCUGAGGUCCUUGUGCCCAUCAGGGGGUCCAGGCCUUGAACUGGGUUCUUGUGGAAAGGGAGCUCCCCGGGGUGGCCUUCCUGAGCGUUGCCCAGGGCUCCCCCACCUCGGGUCAAGGUCCCACCCUGACCACCCACCACGAGGGCCCGACUGGAAGGAGAUGUGGCCCUGUGGCUCUGCAGGAUGUGCGAGAGGGGAGCUGCGGGUUCCGGGGUGUUUCAGCCGGCCCCCCAGGCUUUCUCCAUUUUCUGACCAGCUCUAGGAACAAAACUAAAUCGAAGCUGAACAAGGAAGCAGCCGGCACAAAGGAAAGCAGAAGUGGAAGCCCGGGAGACUGGGCCCUCCCCUGGAGGGGGACCGCAGCCCCAGGUCCUGCAGGCAUCAGGUGACUUCCUGGGGAGAUGGCCCGGCAGGACCCGGCUCUGUGGCUUCAGGCAUCUCUGCUGCUUCUCUGGGUCCCAGGCUGCUGGUCCCUGAGCGGCCCCCGCACCGUGAGGGGCACCGUGGGGGGAUCCCUGAGCGUGCAGUGUCGGUACGAGGAGGAGUUCAGAGAAAAUAACAAAUACUGGUGUGAAAGCCCACGUCUGCGUCUGCUGAAGAAGAAGAUCGUGGAGACCACGAGGUCAGAGAGAGAAGUGAGGAACGGCCACGUGUCCAUCAGGGACCAUCCAGCAAACCUCACCUUCACUGUGACCUUGGAGGGACUCACAAAGCGUGAUGAAGGCAAAUACUGGUGUGGGAUCGAUGCAUCACUGAGCCAAAGAAUUCUGGACCCCAACUUCGAGGUUGAGGUGAUUGUGUCCGCAGCAUCAACACCAGCACCGCAGCCACCUACUGCAGCCAGGACCUGGACCACCCCCACAACCACGACAACAACCACAGCCCAAAUCACGACUGUGUCCACAGCUCCAACCACAGUGAAGGUCACCCACAGACUGAAUGGCCAGGAAGACCCUCCACCGAGCCACGGGCUCCUCGUGCUGCUCUCCUUGCUGGUGCUCCUGGUGUUUCUCCUGGUGGGGGCCUCGCUGCUGGCCUGGAGGAUGGUUCGGAGGCGGAUCAAAGCUGAUAAGAAACCAGAGCCACCCCGGAACCCCAGCGAGGCCGCCCAGGAGAGUGAGCCCUGCUAUGCCAAUUUGGAGCUGCAGACUUGGUCCCUUCUGGAGGCGCCCGUGCGGCCGGAGCAGGUGGAGGCGGAAUACAGCACCGUGCAAGCCCCCCAGGAAGACCCCCAGUACACCACAGUGGUGUUCAACUCCCAGAAUCAGGAUUCGAAGGACAACAGUGAUCCUGCCCAGAGACCUCCACAGCUAGAACCGGUGUACAGCGUGAUCAAGAAGACCUAAGCCUGACUCCAGCCCCGACGCCCGGAGUCUCGGUGGGCCACAGGGAGCCCAGGCCCGGCCCCAGCCUGCUCCCCUCCACGGUGAUCAACAAGGCAGCCGGGCUCCUGCGGGCUGUCCCUCUCGCACUGGGGACCUGUGGGAUUCCCUGCCGUCCUGCCGGCUGUUGUCCCAUCUUCUGUCUCUCUGCCUCAUCUCAGCCGUAUGUGAGAUGGAAGCUCCGUCCCGUGGGAGUCCAGGAAGAGAUGUGGCUCGUGGGGGGCAUCUGGGCUUGCCGGGGAGGGGGGACCUGAAGGAGGUCACCAGGGCACCGAGAUGGGGACCCCUAACCUCCAAGACGGGGAGACGGUGGCCAAGGAGAGCUUGCCUGUGGCUCCAAGACCGGCAGCGGGCAGCAGCCUCAGGUCCCCUGGACUCUAACAUAGAUUUAUUUUUCAUAUAAGAGACAUCAAUAAUGUUUAAAAUGCCUUAGGAGGAGGUAGGUAACAGGAACCUGAUCAAGAAAACAAACAAACAAGCAAAAAAACUGAAGACACUGAAAUAGAGAACAGACUGACAGUGACCAGAGGGGAGGGAAUUUCAGGGGAAAAGGGAAGGGUUUGCAGGAACAAGUAUAAGAGACACAUGGACAAUAACAGGGCGGGGGGGGGGGCGGGGAGAAU